Molecule: messenger RNA, 2103 nt
Organism: Pimephales promelas (fathead minnow)
Lineage: Eukaryota; Metazoa; Chordata; Actinopteri; Cypriniformes; Leuciscidae
Source: RefSeq, a predicted model, not a curated record
UUCCGGUGUUCGCAGUGGAGAUAUGCUCCAUUACCAACGAGGACGCGGUGGUCUGCUCUAAAUCUGAAUCAUGUCGUCCUCAAGCCCCACAACCGAGACCAGAGGCAGAAGGGGAAGUUUUGAUUUUGAUCUUCCAAACAUGUCUUUGAGAAGGAUGGUGUUGGUGGGGAAGACCGGAGCAGGGAAAAGCUCUUCUGGAAACACAAUCCUGGGCAGAAAAACCUUCAGAGCAGCAAAAAGCGGUUCAUCCGUGACCAAAGAGUGCUGGAAAGAGACUGGAGAAGUGGCUGGAAGAGAAAUUACUCUGGUAGAUACACCCGGACUGUUUGACACAGGUGUUUCCGAGGAAUAUCUUAAGCAGGAGAUCAGUAAGUGUAUAAACAUGACGGCACCUGGACCUCACGCCAUCAUCCUGGUCAUUCAACUCGGCCCGUUCACUGAAGAAGAGAGACUCUCAGUGGAGAAGAUCAGAACUAUAUUUGGAGAAGAAGCAGACAAACACACACUCAUCCUCUUCACACACGGGGAUGAACUGAAAGACAGCAGUAUUGAAGAAUACGUUGACGGAGCCAGUGAGGAUCUCAGAGAAACCCUGAGACGCUGUGGAGGAAGAUAUCACGUGUUCAAUAAUAAUGACAUGGAUGAUCGUAAUCAAGUCACAGAGUUCCUGCAGAAAGUGGAGGACAUGAUCUCUGAUAAUGGAGGAGGAUUUUACACCAGUGACUCUUACCGGGGCGUGGAUCUCAUGCUGAACAAUAAAGAAGAAGAACUGAAGAAGCUGUACGAGAAGAAACUAAAGGAGAAAGAGAGAGAACUGGAGUCCAGAUAUAGUGAAGAAAAUAGGAAACUAAAGGAGAGAAUUGAGGCAUUAACAGCAUCUGAGCAGGAGAAAGAUGAGAAGAUCAAAGAGCUGGAACGACUGAAUCAGAGUAAAAAUAUGAAAAUGAUGGAGAACAAGCGUUAUUAUGAAGCAAAGCUCAGAGAGGCCAGACUGGAGGCAGAACUCACUCAUAUUAAUGAGAGACAAAUGAGAGAGAUCCUCACCAAGUUACAAGGAUUCCACAUUUAAUCAUUCAUGUGUAUUUGAUGAACACUUGUAUGUCCUUUUCAAGGCCUUUGCUGUGCUCAGACGUGCAGUUAUGUUUUUAUGCUUAUUAGACCGGAAAGUGUAUAGGUUGAGAGAAUUGAGCUGGAGAGAUAGGAACGGGAUUGGCAAAGCACCUCAAGCUAGGGAUCAAUCUCAGGUCACUGAAGAUUUCAUUUGCAUUGUACAGUAGUCAACAUUGAAGUGAAUCAAAACCUUUCACUGUUUUGAUCCACCUCAAAUGUUGACUACUGGAUGUCAGCGUUCUAUCACAAGGCUUUACAUACAGUUUUUAAAGUCGUCAUCUUUUUAAAGGAUUAGUUCACCCCCAAAAUGAAAAUUUCCUGAUAAUGUACUCACCCCAGUGCCAUUCAAGAUGUUCAUGUUUGUCUUUCUUCAGUGAGAAAGAAAUUAAUUCUUUUGAAGAAAAUGUUUCAAGAUUUUUCUCGCGACCAGAAUGUUGAAGUCCAAAUCAAUGCAGUUUCAAAGGACUUUAAAGUGCUUCAAAUUACUUUCCUCAGUCCCAGCUGAGCAAUAUGGCCUUAGCGAAUCGACCGGCCAUGUUCUAAAUAUAAUUUUGCCCAUUAAUGAUCAUGUUAAAUAAAGUCAAUAUUGUCGAAAAUAAUUGCGUUACUCUUUUUGUCAUAAUCGAGCUGCCCUAUUAUGUGUAAUAUUUUAAUUAGGCUAAUAUAUAGGCCUAUAUAAAAUAAAGCACUUUCUAUUACUCCUGUUAAUGAAAAAGUAUUUGUCUCUUCUCCAUUUCUCCUCUGAUUAAUCUUUAUGGAUUCAACUAAUAAAUGUUUUGCAUAUGACAAAAUGUAAUUUUAUUCAUUUGUAAGUCUGAAUUAAAAUAUCAGCUAUACGAAUAAAUGUUUAUACUUUGAAUUACAUGUCUAACCAAAUCAUGUUUUGUGUAUGAAAUUGUGUCUUCAAUAAUGUUUUACGCCAUUUUCUUUCUCUUAGAGGGCUUGGAGUUAUUCUUGGAUAAUUUUUUAUUUCAAUAAAGAUGUUUCAUUUGA